UCCACACUCUCUCUCUCUCUCUCUCCUCUUUCAUCUCAAAGAGCGAGAAAAUCAAUAGGGGUGGAAAAGCUAAGCAAGAAAUCCUCAGCUUCAUCACCUCCAUCCAAUUAUUUCCUCAAAACCUCUCCACAAUCCUCAAGAAAUAGAAAAAUGAAGGGGGUGAAGGGCAGAAUCCUAAAGAAGCUCAAAUCCAUCCCUGAAAUCCCUUACCUCAAACAACCCCAGUCGUUCUUUCAACUCCAAGACCCUUCCUCUCCCCUCGAAUCCGAUCGAAUACUCUCACCCACAAAAGAAUUCGAUGAACACGCCAUCGAAAACAAGGAGAACUUCAGCCAGAAUUCAGAUGAAAAUCAAACCCAAACAGCACCCAAAUGCCAAUCAUUUCGCAAGCCUGAUCCAGAUUCAGCGACCCUUUUCGACCCGAAGCUCCUAGCUGCAUUCCAUCAAGCGGUGAUCGACUACUUCAGAAAUCAACACCAAGAAGAAGUACUGAAUGAAAAUUUUCCUACAACCAGCCUUCGAGGAAUCAGAAAGACCUUCGAGGAUUGCAGCAGCAUAAAGCUGCUCCUCGAGAAUUUAAAGCUGGUUUUCAUAGAGAGAGACGUAUCGAUGCAUAUUGAGUUCAGAGACGAGCUAUGGAGAGUUUUGGGGUAUCGGGCGAUCCCACCGAGGUUGUUUAUAAGGGGGAGGUGCAUUGGAGGAGCAGAUGAAGUCUUGGGAUUGCACGAGCGAGGGGGGUUGAUCCCGUUGGUGGAAGGAAUCGCGAGGACUCGGAAUGGGGAGAGAUUGUGUGGAGGUUGCAACAGGGUGAGGUUUGUGGUUUGUAUAGAGUGUGAUGGGGGGAGAAAAGUGUUUGAUGAGGAGAAAGGGAUGAAUGUGCAGUGUUUGAGGUGUAAUGAGAAUGGAUUGGUUGUUUGCCCUCUUUGUUGUUGAUGAUUCGAGUGUUUUUGAACAUAUUCUUUACAUUCUUUGAUUCAA
This is a messenger RNA of Asparagus officinalis (garden asparagus), 978 nucleotides long. RefSeq lists its product as uncharacterized. Lineage: Eukaryota; Viridiplantae; Streptophyta; Magnoliopsida; Asparagales; Asparagaceae. The record is from RefSeq and is a predicted model, not a curated record. The coding region runs from base 151 to 933 and encodes 260 amino acids. The transcript has a single exon.